AUGAUUCGCGAACAAAGCAUGACCUCCAUCACCACCACCAUCCUGUCGAGCCCUGGCUCUCCGCCUGGCAUGACCACGUCCAAGAGCUCCAAGUCGUCCUCCUUCCAAUCCCUCAACAGCGACGACGGCAGCGUCCUGGCCGACAUUAGCCACUUCGAAGACAUUGGCCUCGAUGAUGACAAUGCAACCCUCAAGAGCCCGAACCACGUCUCUGUCCGACGCGGCCCCUCCCCGACGGCACCCUCGACCAGACAGCUUGCUGCCAACAAGCGGCCGGUGCCGCGGCCUCGACGGUCAUUUCCCAAUCUGCACAACAGCCUGUACGCCUCCAAUCCGAGGAGUACCAGCACAUCGGGUCUGACCGACCCGCGGCCACUGGUCCUCACAAAGGUCCACUCGACGACAUCGCUUCCUGUCCCCCGCCGGCACCGGAGUUCGAGCCCCGGCUUGGCACUCAGUGCCCGAGACCCCAACUUCCUGCCCAGGCCAAGGCGAGGCAGCUGGCAGGCCAAUCGCGACCGCAAGACACCCCAAGAGCUCGAACACGAGUGCGAUGAAGACGACGGCGACGACAUCCCCGACGGCAUCUUUCUCGACAAUGUACCCAUCUCUCCUCGCCCUGCCGGUGAGCGACCCCCUAGCAGGGCUCCCUCAAUCUCACCGUCGCCUGAACGCGCCCCCAAAGAGCGAGUCCGGAGCGUCGGAAAUGGCACGCCCCCUGUUGCCCAGGCGCAGGGCUGCCUGCGGUCGCCCUCUUGGAAGGCUGACGGGUUCGAUAAGCCUCCUCCGAGUCCAUUGAAGAACCGCGCUCUCAGCUGGAACGCCGCCCACGCCGAGCUCAGUGCCGAGGCCAGGGCGUUGACGGAAAAGCUCGAAGAGCAUGCGGACGAGAUUGUCGAGCAGUACACGCGGCGACCGUCUGCAUCUGGGCGACCCAAUACAUGGAACUCAAGCCAAACGCCCGUCGACUAUUUCUACGACAAGAAGGAACGUGUCAAGUCGUCGACGCCCGAGCUGCCACCUCUACGCCGCACAAACAUCAUGGUCGACCCUCUACCCAUCUCCAAGGAAAAAGAGGCAGUCCUUAGCCGGACCAGGCCUUCCUGGCUGCCCCCCAAGGACCCUGCGGAGGAACGGCGCCAUCUUAGGGAGUACCAGAAAAUGGUGGCUGCCAGCGCCAAAGCGGACGAGCGGCGUGAGGCCGCUCGUAGGUCCAAGGUGGAGUCCCGAGACAAUAACGCCGCCAGUUCAAUGCAGAUUUGGGAGAACGAUAUUAUCCCGCGUUGGAACGAGGCGAUCCGGGAGAGGAGGACCAGAGACAUGUGGUGGAAGGGUAUCGCCCCGCGCAGCCGCGGCCAUGUUUGGGCACGGGCCAUCGGCAACGAGCUCGGUCUCACCGAGGCGUCCUUCAAGACGGCGCUGGCACGAGCUAAUGAGCUCGAGGCCCGUGUCAAGGCCGACAGAGGAGACCCCGACGACCUGAAGAGGGCAAAGUGGUUUGCGCAGAUCCGCAAGGAUGCAGGCGAGAGAACGUGGAAAGAUCUCCGCAUCUUCGAAGUCAGCGGACCCCUGCAUCAGGCGUUGGUGGACGUCCUGAGCGCGUACGCCAUGUACAGAAACGACAUCGGUUACGUUUCUGGCAGCCACACAAUUGCUGCGCUUCUGCUGCUGAACCUGCCGAGCCCCGAGGCUGCCUUCAUUGCCCUGGCCAACGUCCUCAAUCGACCGCUUCCGCUUUCGUUUUUCACCUCUGAUCACGGCGCCCAGGCGUCUGCCUACAACCUCGUCAUUCAAACCCUCAGCCACAAAUCUGCCGCGCUAUUCGAGCAUCUCACAAAGACCAUGGGAGACGUGGACCCCGAUUACUAUCUCGGCGAUCUAUUCACGAGCGUCUUUACCGGUUAUCUCGCCGUCGACGAGGCCGCCCGUCUAUGGGAUGUAUACAUAUUCGAGGGCGAUGCCGUUCUCGUUCGCGCCGCGGUGGCCGUGCUGCUGUCUCGCGAGAUGGCGCUCCUGGGCAGCAAGACGGCGGAGGAGAUCAAGGCCGUAAUAGCCAAAGGAAACGCCCCCAAAUCGUCGAUCCGAGCCAUUGGCGAGGUCGGAGCCGAAGACCGCUUUAUGCAGUUGGUCCGCGAGGCUGGGAAGGCGUGA
Molecule: messenger RNA, 2151 nt
Organism: Purpureocillium lilacinum
Lineage: Eukaryota; Fungi; Ascomycota; Sordariomycetes; Hypocreales; Ophiocordycipitaceae
Source: RefSeq, a predicted model, not a curated record